Haemonchus placei is the source of this 2325-nucleotide messenger RNA. The record is from the annotation of a GenBank genome assembly. NCBI's taxonomy places the organism in Eukaryota, Metazoa, Nematoda, Chromadorea, Rhabditida, Trichostrongylidae.
AUGGACAAGCUAGAGCGACGGAUCGCUCGACUAUGGCGUCGACUUGGCGGUGGACGACGCAGGGAGCGCCGCUCAAAAAAAGACGAAAGCUCGUCGUCGUUGCCUUGUGACGACGUCGUCGCAUUGAACAACAAAACAGCAAAAGCGAAAAACGUGUCGCCUUCGACUCGACAUCGUCACAAGAGUGACUCAACGCCUUCACGGGACAGUUGCCGGUCGAGGGAUCUCUCUCGGGCUCUGGUGAGACUCUACGCCUAUGCCCGACUCAGAUCUCUACAGAACUUGAUCAUCGCUGAGUCGACGCCACCUUCGGACAGCUCUACCGUAACCGAUCUAGACAACCUCGAAUUGCGACAGCCCAUGGAUCAGUUUUCCUUCCUUUCUUCUCUUCCACAGCUUUCUAUUCCUCGGCUGAAAAACAGCGACUUUGAUAAGUUAUGUCUCAGUCGUGAGAGCGGUUAUCUGACCAACUCGCCAUUGGAAUUUUCAAGCAGUUCAGAGACUCUUCGUCAGCAAAGGUCUCCCAGUCUCGAGCGACCCCAUGGGCCAUUGUAUAAAAAACGAUCCACACCAAGGAAGCGAUUCCAUGCUUCACAUGGAGAUGUCUGGGCCACGUCCAACGUUGGACUUCGGCUUCACGACACGCAAGUAUUCGAGACAAUGGAAUCGUUCCUAAGCAGAAACGUCUACAAAUCCAAAUGUGUAACAUGUGUAUUCGAGGCGGCACAUGCCGGUUUAGCAGUGCUCCUCGACGACAUUUUGGCCGAGUUUGACCGGUGGUUUGUUGGCCGAAAAAUGUUGGUCAUCGCCUCUGAGCUACACUUCUCCGUGCCAUUGGCAAAACGAUGCAGGAAGCAGGAGCUAGUUCUGAAGCAGCAAAUGCUGCGCUCACUUCUCGAAAAUAACCGCAGAAUUCUCUACCUGCAAGGAUCCAGAGAGGCACUACCCAUACGAAUGGCUGAGGCGAGGACCGAAGAAAACAUCUUCAACGACAAUGAACUUCAAGCAGUACAAGGGGUCUAUCAACGGUAUUAUCACCGUCUGAUGCCUUUCGUACAUGCGGAGACACCCAGUUGGCAUGCACCCUACUGGAAACUCACACCAGCACCAGUUCGACCUCAGACAUCGGUCUUGCUGCUCGACAACGAUUACUCGAAACUUCGUACUCAUUCUCUUCUUGUGGUAACCGCAUGGAAUGUGUUUGAUCCGAGUAAAAACGCAUCAAGGGUUCUUCGAGUCGCCGUGGAAGACGUCGACGAUGUCCCUCCAGAAUUCCCCAGGGGUGCGACCAUGCUCUUCACUGUGCCCCAUUCUUCAAAGACUACGAAUAUGGUCAUAGGGCGUGUCUCUGCCAUUAAACGGAAUAAGGACGUUUUCCAUUACUACCUUCUGCCAAAAUGCACUCAGGAAUUCGAUCACUUCUCUGUGGAUGGGAGCACGGGAGAAGUCAGUCUCACAGCUACUGGAGAAUCCAAGCUUCCAGAUCGAGUGGAACUAUGUUUUCUAGCGAGCCGAUACGGCGGCCUUAAUGUGGACGAUGUGGUGUUCGAUGCUAAGAAUGUUAGUAUGCUUCGAGCCGCGGUUGUGUUUGAGGAAGAAGAACCGUCUAUUGCUCAAUUGCCUCGGGUGCGGAACAAUACUGUGGUGAUCCUCCAUGACAACUUGGUAGGUGCUACAAUUCCUUUAGCCACCCCUGAAAAUCUCGAUCACGGCUUACGCUACUCCAUCGAUCAUGUGCAGUUCACUCCCGUCCAGAACGGUACCGGAGUCCCCAAUACCAGCACAGAAUCGUUGUUCUUUGUGGAUCCGAUCGGCGGAGAAAUCAGUGCACAUCCUCAACUUGCCGACCAACCACAAGGCGUCUACAACGAAAUGAAACUGCGCUACGUCUUCAGCAUGAAACUGGAAGAGUUCGCAUCCAAUCGUGAGCAAUUCUCCAAGACGGCUGUCUGCUUCCAUGUAGUUUUGAAUGAGCAGGUACAGAGCGAGCGUUCAGCAAUUUCAGCAGUCUCACAGACGGCUGUCGAAAACAGCGAACUCUCAAAGCUCUACCAUAUCUACAAAGUAAUAAACAUCGAGCGCUGCCAAGAAAACCCAAUGCCAGUGGCCCAACAAUCAAGCUUCCAUAUUUCAUCGCAACUCCUGCUGCUCAUUGCGUUUGUGGCUCUUCUUGUCGUCAUUCUCAUCUCUCUACUUACUUACGUCUGUUUCGUGCAGCGCUACAAGGACCAUCUACGGGCAAAAGAGAAACAGAUGAAAGGAUCUCUGGCAACUUCAUCGCAACUCAGCUACUCUCCCACUUUCAUUCUACCACCUGGAGGGUAA